AUGCCACCGCCUGAUUCACCGGCAACUUACAAACGCGAGCGCUCCGAGGAUGGCGAGCAAGAUGAUACCACGGAUACGUUCUCAAAACGUCAACGAGUAGACUCUCCACAGCCCGACCCAACAGAUAACGGAGAUCAGAUGCUCGAUCAAAAUAAGGCGACCGACGUCGAAGCCACAGCAUCGCCACUCACCAUCCCGUCGGACGAAGAACAAGACGCACAAGUAACGACGAAAUCGUCGCGGUCUUCUAGUCCCGAUGAGUCUGCUCCAACUCCCCACGAGCGCUUCUGGUUUGAUGAUGGCAGCGUAGUCGUUCAAGUCGAGGACGUACUCUUUAGGCUACACAAAUCUCUGCUCAGCGCUCAGUCUUCCUACUUUCGUGACCUUUUUGCGGGCCAGAUUUCCCAGCCCACAGAUUACGAUGCUGGCUCUGGAGACACUCUACCGCUUUAUGUGCUACCUGAAGGGGAUCUGAAGAUUACGUCCGUCUACGAUGUCGAGGAGUUACUGGAUGUCCUUACGAAGCCGCACACGAAUGCCCGGAACCAUUCCUCAACGACACUUUAUGCUAUCGCGCGAGCGGCACAUGAACUGGAAUUCGACGACACGCAUGCAUGGGCUGCGCAGGAGCUUCUUGAUCAGUAUUGGUCGAAUGAUCUGAAUAUCAUUCCCAGCGAGCCAAGAUCGGAUGGCCCCCACGCGGCCCUCCACGUCCUGCAAGUCGCGACGGACGCCCAUAUCCCGCUUAUUCGUAAAGCAGCUCUGUACGACGUGUUGCGGUUGCCCGACUUCGGGCAAAGCACCAAGACCGCAGCUCGGCUCCGACUCGCCGACUACGAAAUUCUGACCCGAGCAAGACAUCAUUGCGCGCAGGUUUGGAUGGACGUACUUACUGUGCCCCCAUGGCGAAGUCAGCAGUGCGCGGAUGAGGAAAGGCAGUCCAAAGAUCCGAUCUGCGCGGCGCGGAGCAGCAGUCAGCGAAAGCACAGGUGGAACACUCUUAUUCAUUCUCAGAACUUGCGCAAAUAUUGGAUCGACCCCGUCGCCGGAUUCCGGCAUCUGCAGGGCAUGAGUAUCCCUAUGGAUGAGAAGACGGGAUUUUGCUUCGACUGUAGGCAAGCCUGGCGAAACAGCUGGAAGCGAAGGUUGAAUCAACUGUGGGAUGAACUGGAUGAGGUGCUAGGGUUGGUACCGAAGAAGGAAGCCGAGAAUGAGGUAGAGCCCGCACCGGAAGCGUAA
Messenger RNA from Peniophora sp. CBMAI 1063, 1239 nucleotides. NCBI's taxonomy places the organism in Eukaryota, Fungi, Basidiomycota, Agaricomycetes, Russulales, Peniophoraceae. The record is from the annotation of a GenBank genome assembly.